Ruditapes philippinarum (Manila clam) is the source of this 2379-nucleotide messenger RNA. RefSeq lists its product as uncharacterized. The transcript has 7 exons. The record is from RefSeq and is a predicted model, not a curated record. Lineage: Eukaryota; Metazoa; Mollusca; Bivalvia; Venerida; Veneridae. The coding region runs from base 74 to 1672 and encodes 532 amino acids.
UUUUUGCAGAUGCACAUAAAGCAAUAAUGAUGUGAUAAAGUGAUAGACCUUGAGUAUUGUUGGACUCUUUAAGAUGACAGCCUACAAGUUUACAUCACACAGGCAGCUGAGAGAUGCUAUCAACAGUGUAGAGAAAGUUCAAAAACAAAAUAUAGAUGAGUAUUCUUGGGGUCAUCUCAAUGAAAAGAAUUUAUUUCGACCUCCCAUGCACCUAACACAGGGUGGUGGGAGAAUAUGGAAAUCUUCAAAGAAAAAGAAAUCAGUGGUUAAAGAUUCAGACUUAGUUCCAGGGUUACCAACACCAAGGCAAAAGCAAAACAAAGAAAAGGGAAAAGAAAUGAAAGAUGUUCUGUAUGAAUUUAGUCUUGGAACUAUGGCCAGUGUUCCUAUGCCAUCGCCAAAUAGAAUAGAAACACCUAGACGUGAAAAGAUAAACAGUUUCCGAAAAGAAACCACUGAUGUGAGCAGAGCUUCAGAAGAUAGCCAGAAGUUAAGAAUUGAUUCUGGAAAGUCUAUCUACUCUCAACUGGAUGAUGGUAUUCUAGUUGAGGAGCUAGGAAAUCAGGAACUUAUGGUCAAAUCACCUCGUGUGCAACAAAGCUAUUUUCCUCCUGCAAGGUCAAGGCCAUUUGAUUCUGAUUAUGACAUUAUGGCAGAUCUAACACAAACAUUAGAUGCUGAAGGUUAUCUUGUACAGAAACAUUCUUUUUUACCAUCAUUUACAAGUGGUGUAACAAAAUCAGACCAGUUUAAUAAACUAAGACAAUUUGAGGAUACAGUAUUAAGGAAACAGGACUGUAGAGAAAGGAAAGUAUUGUCAGGGGUUAAGGCAGUGGAGCACCUAGAAAAGAGACUUGAAGAGGACCUGGAAGUGAUGAAUCUUGGAGGUAUAGGACCAAACUUUCACAAGUUACAGGUGUUCAGUAAUAACUUUGAGGACCUUAUUGAUGAAACACCAACAUUUGGCUAUAUGUUAAAAUGCAUAAAGUCGGAGUAUGAUAACUACAUCACCAAGUUAUUAGACAGUCAGACACCUCAACAUAGUCGUCUGUUACGUGAUCAGGUACAACAGAUGUCUGCCCGCGGAACCUCUAGACCACAGGAACUCGGGGAGGCGAAGAAAAAAGUGGAAAAUUUUGAAGAAGAGGCUAAAGAGCUCUUGGAAAAAAAUCAAAAAUUAAGGCAGCAAGUAAAAGAGGAGGAAGAAUGGUUGGCCAAUGUUCCAGAACCAGAGCCACCAUCACUACCAGUGGUCAGUAUGUUUGUGGAUGAUUCUCCAGUAGAACUGGCUGAGGAGCUCGAGCACGGUAAAGCUCUGAUUCUAGAAAAACUAGACGCCCUGAAUGACCUUCGUAGAAAGCUGAGAAAGGAAUAUGUUCCACUGACGGUGUGCACUCAUCUAGAACAGUGUAUUAAAGAGACAGAGAUUGAGGUACAGAAGUUGUUGAAACAGAAUGAAUAUUUUGAGCGUAGUAACAAUGAGAUGGAGACAGAACUAAAAGAUUCAAUACAAGAUGCUGAUACUAGUGAGAGAGAUGCUAGACGUAUAUGGAAGAAGGUGAACUCUCUACGAGGAUUGCCUCGUGUCAACUUGACAAGAGAAGAAGGAGCGGUGGAGGAUAGUGAUGACGAAGAGGAUGAUGAGACAAAGUGGAACUGGUACAUCUCAUAAACAUCACCAUUAUUGUUAGUACAUCACCUUAAUGUGAACAGUGUACUGUCAGUAUAUUAGUAAAUAAUGUAAACUGGUUCAUAUUGUGAACUUUAAUAUUACUGCUGCUGUUGUUGGCAUAAUAAUUGUUAUACUAUGGAAGUGUUGUGAUAUAUAAAUAAUGAUCAGUGACAUUAUCUUGUUAAACUCUUGUUCUAAUUAUUAUGGUUAAACUGUUGUUCUAAUUAUUAUGGUUAAAAUCUUGUUCUAAUUAUUGUGGUUAAAAUUAUCUACUGCUGAACUCUAUCUGUGAUAAUGUAUGGAUUUUAUAUAGACUUUUAGUUGCUAGAAUAGUUCCAAAUACUUUCAGGUAUUUUCAGUUGUUUUAUAUAUAAAAAAAGAUAAAUUGUAAUAAGUCACAUUUGAACACUUCUUAAAGUUUAUUUCUUUCUUAUUGUACAAGACAGCAAAAAAAGAUAAUUACCAUUACAUGCUGAUAAAAUUGAACAAAUAAAGUGUAAUAUGAUACUACUGUGUGAACAAUUCAGACCUUUUGAAGUGCAAAUAACUAACUGUAUUUAAAAAGCUUAUUUUGUAUAUAUUUUUGAUAUAUUUUGUCAAUGUUAAGACCUAUACAUGGCUACAAGAGUUUUACUGACCAUGGAGUACGAUUGUUAGAUGUUUGUGUUAUGUAUACAAUAUUUCAUUUAAUAAAAAGCUAGUACACG